ACAAAAGUGGAGUAGGUAUAAUCAUCCUCCACAACUUGGAGGAGCUCGUUUCUUCAGUGGGCAAAAGUGUAGGCAUCUGUGUCUGCAUAAGACGGAAUCUCUGCCGAAUUCGACAGUGGAAGACGUAGACCCUGACCACACAACGCAGGAGAACUCGACAAAAGAGCAACAUGUCCCUGUGAUGGUGAACGAAGUCCUGCAAGCCCUGCAGCCAUCUGAUGGCCAGGUAAUUGUUGACAUGACGUUUGGAGCAGGGGGACACGCCAAAGAAAUUCUGAGCUCCUCCUCGUCAAUCAAGUACAUCGGGUCGGACAGAGACCCUCUCGCUCGCAGACUGGCCAACAGACUGGCGGCCCAGCACAGAGCAAGUGGAAAUGAACUGAUUCCUGUCCUGGGCCGGUUCUCCGAGCUGCCGACUCACCUGAGUCACCUGGGAAUCACGCCGGGAUCUGUCGAUGGCUUCCUGUUUGAUCUGGGGGCUUCCUCCAUGCAGUUUGAUCACGCGGUCCGAGGGUUCUCCAUCAGCAAGGACGGGCCGCUGGACAUGAGGAUGGAUGGACACAGAUUUCCCGAGAGCCCGACGGCGGCAGACGUGGUCAAUACCCUUGACCCGAGUGACCUUGCUCACAUCCUCAAAAAGUACGGGGAGGAGUCUCGAGCGAGGGAGAUAGCCCAUGCCCUUGUGGAGGCUCGCUACGCCUUUGGGAACUUCACUCGCACGGAGCAGCUGGCCAGGGUGGUCAAGAGUGUGUUUAACAGCAAAGCGUUCCGCCAUGACAAGCUAUACCGUCAAGCCCACGUGGCCACAAAGACGUUCCAAGCUCUCCGGAUAUUCGUCAACAACGAGCUCAACGAACUUCACAACGGCCUUGAAGUGGCUCGACAUUUCCUCAAGCCGGGCGGCCGCUGCGUGGUCAUCUCGUUCCACUCCCUGGAGGACCGGAUCGUCAAGCGACACUUUCACGGCAUCGACGUGGAUCAAGCGGCGAACCUCACCAUCCACGACCAUUUCCGCAACGCUAAUGUCAGCUUCGAUGUGGACACGAUAAAACAGGACUACAUGAGCCGGCCGUGGCGACCCCUGUCCAGAAAGGUCACGGAGCCCUUGGAUGAGGAAUGUUAUCGCAACCCUCGAGCUAGAUCUGCCAAGCUGAGAGCAGCUGUUAAAGAAAAUUACAUUGUAGCAGAAGAGCAGAUCAAGUAAUUGUUAUUUAUAAUACUAUGAUUAUGUGAAGUUGUGUUUUUUAAUCUCAUCGCUCUGAAUAUUGUGUCUUUUGAUUGGAGCUGCUUUCAGUGUCUUUUCUGUUUCUUGUAUUUGUGCAGCUGUGUGUUCAGAAGUACUGAAUAAAAGAUGUAUUAAAAAUUUCACCUGUUAUGAACAAC
This is a messenger RNA of Aplysia californica (California sea hare), 1383 nucleotides long. RefSeq names its product 12S rRNA N4-methylcytidine (m4C) methyltransferase. The record is from RefSeq and is a predicted model, not a curated record. Lineage: Eukaryota; Metazoa; Mollusca; Gastropoda; Aplysiida; Aplysiidae. Gene Ontology annotation, molecular function: rRNA (cytosine-N4-)-methyltransferase activity. Gene Ontology annotation, biological process: rRNA base methylation.